This is a messenger RNA of Propithecus coquereli (Coquerel's sifaka), 404 nucleotides long. RefSeq names its product gastrin (gene GAST). Gene Ontology annotation, cellular component: extracellular region. The transcript has 2 exons. The record is from RefSeq and is a predicted model, not a curated record. NCBI's taxonomy places the organism in Eukaryota, Metazoa, Chordata, Mammalia, Primates, Indriidae. Gene Ontology annotation, molecular function: hormone activity. Bases 3 to 317 code for a protein of 104 amino acids.
AGAUGCAGCGACUGUGUGUGUACGUGCUGAUCUUUGCGCUGGCCCUGGCCGCCUUCUCUGAAGCUUCUUGGAAGCCCCACUCCCAGCUGCCAGGUGCGCCCUCGGGUCCAGUGGCCAACAGGGACCUGGAGCAGCACUGGCGGGACCAGCUGAGUGCAGCCUCUCACCACCGAAGGCAGCUGGGGCCCCCGGGUCCCCCACACCUCGCGGCAGACCUGUCCAAGAAGCAGGGGCCAUGGCUGGAGGAAGAAGAGGAAGCUUACGGAUGGAUGGACUUCGGCCGCCGCAGUGCCGAGGAAGGGGACCAACGUCCCUAGAACCAGACUUCAGAGCCCAGACACCUCUCACCCACCCCAGCCCUUUCCAGUGAAAAUCAAAUAAAAAUAAACCAGUUUCCAAUGGAU